Molecule: messenger RNA, 5957 nt
Organism: Limanda limanda (common dab)
Lineage: Eukaryota; Metazoa; Chordata; Actinopteri; Pleuronectiformes; Pleuronectidae
Gene: frem1b
Product: Fras1 related extracellular matrix 1b
Biological process (GO): cell communication
Cellular component (GO): membrane
Source: RefSeq, a predicted model, not a curated record
AUGGCGGCCCUCGGCGUGCUGCUGCUGCUCGCCGCGGCGUCGGCCGUGUGCAGCGGGAGUCUGGUGGUGGUGAACUCGGGCGUGGAGGUCGCCAGGGGUCGCUCGGUGUCCGUCACAGAGAAGGAGCUGAAGAUCGGCGUGGACCCGGGCGCCGACUGUAAGGUGGAGGUGGUGAUGAACGAAGCCGUCAGUCAGAGAGUGGGCCGGCUCACGCCACAGGUGUUCGACUGCAGCUUCCUGGAGGACGAGGUCCGGUACGUCCACAACGGGAGUCCCCUGCUGGACGAGGACACGGUGAUGCUCAGGGUCUUCAGGUUCACGUCCUCAGACACGCUGGUGGAGACCCUGGUCCUGCUGGUCCGGGUCCUGGACUCGGGUUCUGCGCUGGUGGAGCUGGGCCUGGUUCCUCUCGUGGUUCCUCAGUUCUUCGCUUUGUCCAACGCCAUCGACGGCGCCGUGCUCAGCAUCAGGACCAGGGGCGACCUGCUCUGCUCCGUCCGGCUGACGACCAGCGACAGCAGCGUGCCGGCGCUGGGUCAGCUGGUGAGGGAGGAGGACGCCGCGCUGAGGAAAGGCAGAGAGGCGGCGGCGCUCUGUCCUGGAAACAAACCCUGUCGCCAUGACACCAAGGAGGUUCUGUUCCUGAAGACCAGCUGCCAGGACUUCCUGAGCUCGGGUCUGAAGUACCAGCACCUCAGUCCUCCGUCGCCGGAGAUCGACUACAUCUCCAUCCGGGUGGAGCUGAGGGAGAAGAGCACCCGGGCGCUGCUGGAGUCGGAGGCGCUGUGGUUACCGGUCCUGAUCCACGGUGCGAUGCAGAACGCCUUCAUGGCCUCCUUCAUCCUGGAGGUGGACCAGUUCAUCCUCACGCCGCUCACCACCGCCGCCCUGGACGCCAGCGACCACGAGACGCCGCAGGAGCGGCUGGUUUUCAACGUGACGGCCCCCCCCGCCGAGGGCUACGUCACCCACCUGGACGACCACACCCGGCCCGUGGGCUCCUUCACCUGGCAGGACCUCCACCAGAUGAAGGUGGCCUACCAGCCGCCCAACGCAGCCAAUCACAGCAGCCAAUCACAGCGCAGGAACUACGAGGUGGAGUUCCAGGUUAUAGACGGCUCCUACAUGACCAGCCCCCCCAUCGUGGUGCACAUCUCCAUCAGGGUGGCGGAAACCAACGCACCCAGAUGUGAUGCUGCACACGAGGGACUUCCUGUGGACAGCUUCCUGCAGAGAGACGUGCUGCAGGGUCACGUGUUCUACCGGCACUCGGGGGAGGAGCUGUUCGAGGACGCCUUCGACCUCACGCUGUCCGACAGCCACACGCCGCCCAACCUGUCGCAGACAUACACCGUGGUCGUCCACGUGUUCCCGGUGAAGGACCAGCUCCCGGUGGAGGCGCCCGGCGCCGUGCGCUCUCUGACGGUGAAGGAGACGGAGGUGGUGCACGUCACGCAGGCGCAGCUUCACUUCACCGACCGAGAGCAUCCGACCUCCGACCUGAGCUACAGCGUCACGCAGCCCUGCUUCAGCCCAAUGCAUCCUGGGCUGAUGGACGCAGGACGUCUGUUCCACACGGACACCGCCAACGCCAUGAGGAGGGACCACAUGGUGCCCGUGUUGAAGUCCUUCACACAGCAUGCAGUGAACCACAUGAAAGUGGCCUUCAUGCCCCCGGUGGAGGACAUCGGCCCGGCGCCGCUCUUCGUCCAGUUCGUCUUCUCCGUCAGCGACCACCAGGGCGGCAGCGUGUCCGGCGUCCUCUUCAACAUCACCGUGACCCCCGUGGACGACCAGGCCCCAGAGGCCUUCACCAACCUGCUGCGGGUGGAGGAGGGCGGAGAGGCCUUCCUGACGGAGGAGCACCUCCUGGUCCGGGACCGGGACAGCAGCGAGGACGCGCUGAGGGCGGAGCUCCAGAGGCCGGCUCGCCACGGCCGCCUGGAGCUGCAGGGCCGGACGCUGCUGCCGGGAGACCAGUUCACUCUGCAGGACCUGAGAGGACUGAGACUCAGGUUCGUCCACGACGACUCGGAGACCACGCAGGACGAGCUGAGUCUGAAGGUCACGGACGGGCUGAACUGGGCUGAGCUGGUUCUACCGAUACAGGUCCUGCCGAUGAACGACGAGCCCCCCCAGCUGGGAGGAGGUCUGCGGGGGGAGCUGCGCUGUGAGGAGGGGGGGCGGGUCCAGGUGACGCUGGACUUCCUGUCGGCGACGGACCGGGACAGCGAGGACGCCCGGCUGACCUACAUGCUGGCCCGCACGCCGCGGCGAGGCGAGCUGCAGAGAGCCGGGCAGACGGUGGACAGGUUCUCCCAGACGGACGUGCUGCAGGGACACGUGUACUACGUCCACACAGGCGGAGAAGUCGGACCCGAGCGCGUGUUGGACACCGUCACGCUCAUCAUCUCCGACGGCGAGGCCGGAGGGACAGACGGCUGUUGCCAUGGGGACGCCCCGCCCCCACCUGUCCCCCUCCACGGCACGCUUCCCGUGUACGACCUCAACAUCACCGUCCUGCCCGUCAACAACCAGGUCCCCGCCAUCACGCUGGGUGAGUCCCUGCUGGUCGUGGACGAGGGCUCCUCAGCGUGUCUGUGUGGGGGGGUCCUGGGGGCCUCGGACCCCGACAGCCCCGGGGACCAGCUGACCUUUCACCUGGAGACCCCCCCGCUGCACGGCUUCCUGGAGAACACGCUGCCGACGGCGGGAUCGGAGAAGAGCAACGCAGGCGUGCGAGUGGAAUCCUUCAGUCUCGUCCAUCUGACCUCUGGUUUCAUCAACUACGUCCAAUCUGAACACAAAGGGGCGGAGCCAACAGUUGACCAGCUGUCCAUUAGUGUGAGUGAUGGCUUGCAUCGCUCCGCCCACGUCCCCUUCUACAUCAUCAUCAAUCCAACCAAUGAUGAGACGCCUGCUCUGCUGCUCGCCAACUUCACCGUGACGGAGGGGGGGAUCAGGGAGCUGACUCCGUCCAUACUGAACGGUUUGGACCUGGACGCCCCUCUGGACCUCCUCAGCUUCACCGUGGUGCAGCCGCCGGUUCACGGGCGCCUGAUCAACGGCAUCUACGGCGCCGAGCUGAGCCGCUACAAGGAGAUGGGAGGCGACCUCCUGCAGAGGAGCCUCCCCGUCACCUCCUUCACCCUGCAGGAGCUGCGACAGGGCAUGAAGAUCAUGUACAUGCACGAUGACACAGAAACCCUGGAGGACGCCGUGGCUCUGCAGCUGACAGAUGGCGUCCACACAGUCCGGGGGACGGCUCAGGUCACCGUGCUGCCGCUCAACGACGAGAAACCACGACUGCUCAAGAACGCUGGGCUGGAGGUGGACUCUGGCGAGCGGAGGGUGAUUUCCAGUGUAGCUCUGGAGGCCGAGGACAUGGACACGCCCCCAAACCAGGUGUACUUCUUCAUCAACACUGCACCGCGGUUUGGAACCCUGCAGCUCAAGACCGAGUCCAGUUGGACCGAGCUGUCGGCCGCUCAGAACUUCACUCAGCUCGACGUGGAGCUGAACCGUCUGUGGUACCGACACAACGCCAACGCCGCUGGGUUCAAAGGUCACGACAGCUUCCGCUUCACCCUCAGCGACCUGGAGAACGAGGCUCCUGCUCAGAGCUUCUUCAUCUCCGUCCAGACUGUGCACAAAGGUGACAUCGUGCUGCAGAGCAAGGCCGUGACCCUGAGGGAGGGGCAGCGGGUCGUCCUCAACACCGACAUCCUGCUGGCGUCCGACACGGCGGCUCGACCGGAGGAGCUGGUUUACACCGUGUCGCUCCCCCCCCGACGCGGCCUCGUCCACGCCGUGCGGCGGCCCGGCGUCCCGCUGACCAGCUUCACGCAGCUGGACGUCGCCGCCCACAGAGUGUGCUACACACACGACAACAGCCACGACGGAGAGUCCGACUCCUUCAGCUUCGUGGUCAGUAACGGUGUGAUGUCACGCAGCGGCAGCCUCCACCUCAGCAUCCAGCACGGGGACCGCAUCCCCCCCACCCUCCGCCACAACCUGGGCCUCCGGCUGCAGGACGGCGCCACAGAGGUCAUCCCCCCCGAGCUGCUGCAGCUCACCGACCCCGACACCCCCCCCGCCAACCUGAGCUACAUCGUCACGCAGCCCCCCCGCUACGGGAGGCUGCUGCUGAGAGGAGCCCCCCUGACCCCCCCGCUCAGGUUCACCCAGACGGACGUGGACCGGCGGGACCUGAGUUACCGCCACGCCCCGGGCAGCCCGGCUCAGACCGACAGGUUCCACUUCCUGUCGAGCGACAGGUUCCACUUCCUGUCGACCGACGGGAACAACAGAGGCUACCUGGAGUCCGGACAACUGAGGGAGGAGCCUGCUGUGUUCAACAUACAGGUGGACCAGGUGGACAGGACUCCUCCCAGUCUGACCAGCAGACGCAGCCCCAGCACGGUGGUGGAUUUGGGGGCCGGACGGUUCGGGAUCUUCAUCACCAGCAGACACCUGCAGGCGUGGGACCCGGACAGCCCCCCCGAGGAGCUGGAGUUCUCCAUCAGCAGGCCUCCUCACUUCGGGUUCCUGGAGAACUUCCUCACAGGGGGCUACAUCCGGGGUCGCUUCACCCAGCGGGACGUGGACCAGCGGGCCGUGGUGUUCGUCCUCCCGGCCGACGUGGAGGUGACGGCCGACAGCUUCGAGUUCCGCCUCACGGACCCGGCGGGAAACACGAUGCUGCCGGACGUAUUAGAGCUGUUCUGGUCUCGGGUGGACUUGUCUGCGACCUGCUACAGAACCUGUGAGACCUCGGGGACUCUUCAGAUCCAGAUCACGCGCAGUGGGAGGAGCUUGGACCCGGCGUACGUUGCGAUUCAGGUGGAGGAAGGUUCGGCCAAACUCGGAACAGACUUCACUCACAGCUCAGCUUCUCUCAUCCAGUUUGACGCAGGCGUCAGUGUGAAAACCUGGAACAUUUACCUGAUGGACGACGGACUGGAGGAAAACCACGAGACCUUCAGCGUCGUCCUGAAGAAUCCGAAGAACGCCGUCCUGGGUCAGAGGUCGUCGGCGAGCGUGGAGGUCAUCGACCCCCGAGGAGGAAGGUGCGAGCCCGAGGAACUGGUGGUGGACGAGGGCGGGAAGGCUCCGCCCCCUCGCCUCCCGGACCCCCCCACGCCGGAGGAGGACGAGGACCCCGUCACCGACAUCGAGGCGGAGCUGAUGUGGGAGAACCAGCCUCACCCCCCCAGAGGAGACGUCCCCGACCGCCGGCCCUCCCUGGACUACGGAGAGCGGGAGCCCCAGGACCAGCCGGCGCCCGGCCACGCCCCCCCCCACAGCAGGAGGCUGCCAGGGACGGGCGCGGCGGCGAGCGAGGUCGGACGUGAAGGAGUAAAGUUCCACAGCCUGACUCCUCUUCGUCUGGAGGAACUGAAGCCGGAUGACUCUGGGUGGAGCUGGUCUCACAGUCGCCCCCUGCAGGAGGGGCGAGUUGGUGACACUCCUCAGAUGGAUCAUCCAGCACCAGAGCUACGGCAGCACAAGGUGCACAAGUCGUUCAGCAGCUGGUGUCCUGAUGGUUGGACUCACUACAGGAGACGUUGUUACAUCAUCAGCUCGUCUGUGGCGACCUGGGCGAGCGCUGAGAGAAGCUGCUCACUGCGGUUCAACAGCAGCUUGACCAGCGUGCGCUCCAGGAGAGACAUGUCCUGGCUGUGGAGGUUCUCCAGGAAGCAGCCGUUCUGGAUCGGUCUGUCUCCAGGUCCGAGGGGCUGGACGUGGGCGGACGGCAGCUCAGUGUCCUUCUCCAGGCUGAGGGGGGCGCUGCCGAGCCGCACCAGGGACGACUGUGUGCUGGUUGAAAACCCCGGCAGCUGGAUCUCCUCAAGCUGCUCGGCAGAAACUCAACACGCAUUCAUCUGUUCGUCUCCGGCUCUGAGACACUGAGGACACUCACAGCGUCGUCAUGACGACCGGAAGGAACUCCUCAU